Molecule: messenger RNA, 891 nt
Organism: Sinocyclocheilus grahami
Lineage: Eukaryota; Metazoa; Chordata; Actinopteri; Cypriniformes; Cyprinidae
Product: interferon alpha-inducible protein 27-like protein 2A
Exons: 4
Coding region: 101-553 (150 amino acids)
Biological process (GO): intrinsic apoptotic signaling pathway; release of cytochrome c from mitochondria
Cellular component (GO): mitochondrial membrane
Source: RefSeq, a predicted model, not a curated record
CUCCGGGAGUAAGUUUCGGUUUUGUUACGUCAUUACUUCACAGCGGCACAUAUCCGUGUGUAUAAAAACACCCUUCUCGUUCUGUACGAGCAUUUAGAUCAUGAAACGCGGACUGUUCACCAUAAUCGGGGUCACAGUAGGGGCAGUCGGUACGGUUGCGUUGGCCCCGGUGGCGCUCACCAUGGCUGGAUUCACCUCUGCUGGUAUAGCAGCAAGUUCUAUUGCUGCCAGCAUGAUGUCUUCAGCAGCCAUUGCCAAUGGGGGCGGUGUGGCUGCAGGAAGUUUGGUUGCUCUCCUCCAAUCUGCAGGUGCUGCUGGACUGACUGCAGGUGCGACAGCAGUCGUGGCAUCUGUAGGUGGAGCAGCAGGUGCUGUAAUAGGUGGAGCUGCAGAUUUGCGUUCUCAUUCCAAGAUUGAUGGAGAUGGAGAUGGAGAUGGAGAUGGAGAUGGAAAUGGAGAUGGAGAUGGAGAUGGAAAUGGAAAUGGAGAUGAAGAAGAGGAGGAGACAGAUAUGAUAAAUUUCCAGGAGACCAAAGAGCUUAUGCCAAAAUAAGGUCCUCUGUUAAUAACUGAUAACAAUGUAUUUGUGUGAGCACUUUGUAUGUGCAUGUUAAUUUUAUGCUUGUACAAGUAGAAUGUGCAUGUAAUGUGACUGAAGAUCACUUUUUUACUAAACAAUUAAAACAUUUUCAGUAUGAAUGCAAGAAAUCGUAAUUAAAAUGAUUUGUGUGCUUGAAUACCAUAAUUUAAUCUUUACAGCAGAAUUUGGAUUUGUCUUAUAUUUGAAGUUGGUAUUACUGAUUCUGUUACUUUCCUUUUUAAUACUUUGAGGCUGAUUUGAAACGAUCUCUAUUUUAUAAAGCAUUACAAAAUAAAGGUGACUUGACUUAA